Molecule: messenger RNA, 1864 nt
Organism: Erigeron canadensis
Lineage: Eukaryota; Viridiplantae; Streptophyta; Magnoliopsida; Asterales; Asteraceae
Product: pyruvate kinase 1, cytosolic-like
Exons: 16
Coding region: 139-1722 (527 amino acids)
Biological process (GO): glycolytic process
Cellular component (GO): cytoplasm
Molecular function (GO): potassium ion binding; magnesium ion binding; pyruvate kinase activity
Source: RefSeq, a predicted model, not a curated record
UUUUCCUACAUUAAAAACACCCACACACACUGAAUUCUCCAUUAUUAUCUAUCAACAAUAGGCUACUCAAUUAAAUCUUAAAAUUAUAUCCAUCAUAAUUAGCUAGCUAGUAAAAGUUUAAUUGUUAAAAUAUAUAAAAUGCAAUCCCAUCAGUUGCUGCUUGAAGAACCAAUCAGAAUGGCAUCAAUUCUUGAACCUUCUAAACCUAGCUUCUUUCCUGCUAUGACAAAGAUUGUAGGGACUCUAGGCCCGAAAUCGCGGUCAAUUGACACCAUUUCGAGCUGCCUUGAAGCUGGGAUGUCCGUGGCCCGGUUUGAUUUUUCAUGGGGUGACUCUGAAUUUCAUCAAGAAACGCUGGAAAAUCUUAAGAUCGCUAUCAAGAAGACGAAAAAGCUAUGUGCUGUCAUGUUGGAUACCGUUGGCCCGGAGUUGCAAGUUGUCAACAAAACUGAACAUCCUAUUUCUCUUGCGGAGGAAACAUUGGUCAUCCUUACACCUAAUCAGGAUAAAGAAGCCACUUCAAAUCUAUUACCCAUAAAUUUUAGUGGCCUUUCAAAGGCAGUUAAGACUGGUGACACUAUUUUCAUCGGCCAGUAUUUAUUCACAGGAAAUGAAACAACUUCUGUGUGGUUGGAGGUAAAUGAAAUCCAAGGAGAGGAUGUCGUGUGUCUGAUAAAGAAUUCUGCCACUCUAUCAGGAUCACUAUUCACCUUACAUGUAUCCCAAAUCCGCAUUGAGCUGCCAACUCUCACUGAUAAAGAUAAGGAGGUUAUUAGCACAUGGGGAGCGCACAACAAUAUAGACUUCCUGUCAUUGUCAUAUACCCGUCAUGCCGAAGACAUUAGACAUGCUCGUAAAUAUCUCUCAAAACUGGGUGAUCUCAAUCAAACUCAGAUUUUUGCGAAGAUUGAAAAUCUUGAGGGCUUGACCCAUUUUGAUGAGAUCUUACAAGAAGCAGAUGGUAUAAUCCUUUCUCGAGGAAAUCUUGGAAUAGAUUUGCCUCCUGAGAAGGUGUUCUUAUUUCAAAAGGCGGCUGUUUACAAGUGUAACAUGGCCGGAAAACCUGCUGUAAUUACCCGUGUUGUGGACAGCAUGACUGACAACUUAAGGCCCACUCGUGCUGAGGCAACUGAUGUUGCCAAUGCCGUUUUGGACGGUAGCGAUGCAAUCAUUCUAGGUGCUGAGACCUUGCGAGGGUUAUACCCAGUUGACACUAUCUCCGUUGUUGGUAAAAUUUGUGCAGAGUCAGAGAAGGUGUUCAAUCAAGAUUUGUACUUCAAAAAAACUGUCAAAUACGCUGAAGAAAGUAUGUCACACAUGGAAUCUAUUGCUUCCUCUGCGGUGCGUGCUGCCAUCAAGGUCAAGGCAUCGGUUAUCAUUUGUUUCACAUCUUCCGGAAGAGCUGCAAGAUUGAUUGCGAAAUACAGGCCAACGAUGCCUGUAAUCUCUGUUGUGAUUCCUCGACUCAAAACAAACCAACUACGUUGGACAUUUACGGGUGCAUUUCAGGCAAGACAAUCUCUUAUCGUUAGGGGGCUCUUUCCAAUGCUUGCGGAUCCUCGACAUCCUUCUGAGUCAACAAGUGCAACAAACGAGUCAAUCUUAAAGAUUGCACUGGAUCAUGGAAAAACAAUUGGGCUUGUCAAGUCACACGACCGUGUCGUCGUUUGCCAAAAGGUUGGGGAGGAUGCCGUUGUAAAGAUAAUCGAACUUGAAGAGUAGAUGUUAUAAUGCUAACUUUCUUUACUAGUAACUCAUGAUGCUACAAGCCUACAAGUAGUUAAUCUUAUUUGUGUAAUAAUGAAAUACAAUUAAAUACCCUUUCUUUAGUUAUACCAACACCUUCAUCAUAAUUUUAUAUGCA